AUCGUCAUUCGCCCCAUUCAAUUUUGUAGUAGAUAUAGAAUUAUGAAAUCCAAAUUUAACGUUGUAUCAUCGCGAUUACAAAUAAAAUAUUUCUAGAACGAAAAUAUAUAUAUGUAUACCCGCAUAGUUCUUUAGUGAUGUAAAUUUAAUUUUAUAAAUCAAUAUAUUCCAUAUUUCGAUGUAUAAUGAAAGAAAGACAAGUUUCAGUCGACGGGAAUAUUCGGAAUAAAGAAUUUUUGCGGAAAAGUGUCGACGAAAAUUCUUCGGGAAACGAAGGAGGCAGAGCGGGGGUAGUAGGCGGAGAACAUGGAAAAUUUGGAGGAGGUGUUGCAGGCGCUCGACGAGUUUCAGAAAAUGCGUCCGAGCGAGAUACCUCGAGAGCUAGAAGACUAUUUGUGUUGGGUCGCGAAAACCGGUGAUCCUGUUUAUCAGUGGUCACUGAUUAAAACGUUGUUUCGGGAAAAGCUUACCCGCGUGAUGACUGACUUUUACGAGAGUUGUCCAACCCUGGAACUUGCACCAUGCCCUAACGUCGAGCAUUUUAAUUAUGACACCAUGAAGAGCAAUCUUUUGGAACGUUUGGAAUCCUUUGCAAAUGCACCGUUCACUGUCCAGAGAAUCUGCGAACUACUAACAGCACCGCGUAAGGAAUACAAUAGGGUUGACAAAUUCAUGCGUGCCAUAGAAAAGAAUAUUUUGGUUGUUUCUACUAGAGAACCAGGACCAAUUGCCAGGAGAAAUGAAAAUGGAGAUGGUAUGGUAAAUGGAUCUGUGGACGAAGAUACUUCUGCCACGCAACCCCCUCAGGAUGUAGAAAUGGAAUAUUGGGAAAAGGACUGCCCUUCUACCGUUACUAUUAGCGUACACACUGUUGAAAAUGAAGCACCCAUGUUACAGACUGUCGUACCAACUACCGCUGUUGCAAAAAAUGUAUUUGGCGCAGAAGAAGUUUCUCAAGAGAAGGCUGAAUCAAUGUCCUCCAAGGCAGAUAUAACUGGAUCUAAUUUUGUACCGAAUACGUCAGAAUUUUCUGGUGUUUCGAAUUUAACAUCUCAAACACAGACUCAAGAGCCACAAAUAGAACCUACUAUACAAAAUUUGUCGUCUAUAGUUUCUGAAACUUCUGGAAUAACAAAUGAUGUCCCAGAAGGUAUAAUGAACGAGGAUACUAGUUCUCAACCUAGUUUAGACUUGGAGAAUGAAGAUGGAGAUGGUGUAGACUCAACAAGGAAAUUACAAACAACUUUUCAAACAAAGGACUUCAGCUCAAGUGAAAAUAAAUCAUCCAAAUUUUAUUUAGAUAAUUCUAAAGUGAACGAGAAGAUGAAAGUUGGUUCGAUGCAGGCACAUGUACAAGAAGGACCAAAUAAGGUUAACGACGUAUCGAUUAAGUCUGACAUGGAAUCUAAAUCAAUAAAUAAUAAAGAAUCAAUGGAUCCAGUGGUUGAUAAUUUAUUAAAUACUUCUGAUAUGAAUUUUGGAGAUACUGCGAAGUCCAGCAUUAAUGCAGUUAAUACAGAAACAAUUACUGAUGCACCUGGUACAAAUAUAGAUGAGAAAGAGACUUUACCUUCAAACGAUACUAGCACAGGAGAUACUUCUUCGGCAAGUAAUUCGAAUAAACUUAUUGGUAAUUUACACUUAUCAGCUGCUGAAACAGUUUCAGUUGGAACUUCAUCUGCAAGUAUAUCCAAAAAUCCAUCUACAGAUGUGAAAAAUGUGAAAGAUCAAAGUAGAAAAGUACAAUUAAUUAAAGAAUUAAAACCUAUAGUGGAGGAACCAUGUUCUGAAGAUGAUAUAAAGGAAAGUACUAGCGAACACCAAGAGAAGGAAAGUUUGACUAUAACGGAAGCUAUAGAAGAUGAUGCCAGAGUAAUUAAAUCUAUAGUACCUGAACCAAUUCCUAUCAUAGAAGAACCUAAAGAUGCAGAACCUGUCAGUGUCAAAGAGGAAGAUUCUACACCCAUUGUUGAACUUCUAGAAGAGUCUGAGAAUCAAAACCCUAUAGUUGCGUGUCAGUCAGAAUGCGAAGAAAAAAUGUCUAUUGAAAGCAGUGAUAUGAUAGAAUUACAAGGUAAUAAUAUAGCUACUAUCGCAUCUAAUGUAGAAGAUAAUGACACGAUAAUGGAAACUGUUACAAAUAAAAAAGAAGAAAAUACAGCAGAACUGAUGGAAGUAGAUGAUGAAGAAACUUCAUCAAUGUUUCAACAAGAUGAUGAACCAAUGGAACAAGAAAUAACUCAUCCAUCGCAAAGUUAAUAAUGUUUAAAUUGAUUGUUCAAUUCCUUUUAAUGCUCGAAUUUGUUCUACUUAAAAAACAUGAAACAAACAGGAUGAAAACUUGUCUACGUAAGAAAAUUCUUAUUAUAAUUGAAGUGUCAUUUUUAUUAAUUCUAUUACACGAUUCGACAUAUAAAACAUGAGAAAAUAGUAUAAAAGUCACAGAGAAUUGUACAAUUAUGUAUUAUUUACUGGUUUAUUGACUUUAUAAUUACAAUUAAAUUUGAUAAAUUUUGGUAUUUACUUGUACAGAAACUUGUGCGUAUGAAUUUCUAAGCUCCUGUAGAAAGCAAAGAACUACCUACUCCCAAGAUGUUAUACUAUUAACGACCAGUUGUAACUACGAUUUGAGUUUCUGCUCAAGUCGAAUUGUAAAAAGUUUCGUCAUAAAUUUAUACAAAUAAAGUUUCUAUUUAGGGUAUGGCUGUGCUUGUGACCGGAGCAUAAGAAAUUCUAAUGUAGCUCCUAACAAAUGUGACGUGUGAUAGUUCUGUGAACAAAGAGCAUUUGAAAUAUGCAUUCUGGUGUUUUAAAAUACUUUUUAUCUGUGAAAGGAGCUAAUUUCUUGUAUGACCAUAGCUUGAAUUGCAUUCCAAAUUCAGGUUCUCAGUGUUCAGCUAAUAAAUGUUUUAUAUAAGCAAAUAUUUUGAAAUUUUAUGAAAUAAUUGGUGAGUUAAUUGGUAAUUAAUAAAAUGCGUCAAUUUUUAAAACUUCACAACUUGUUAGGCACAGUUUUCCCACAGAUGACUGAAGAUUAAGGAUGUUCCAAUUAUAAUAAGCGUAAAUGAAAUUGAAGGAUCAAUUCCAUUUUAUGAUUCAAGAUGUAAUUAAUUAAUGAAUGUCCUUGUUACACAUAUUUCCUACAUAGAAAAGUAUAAGAUAUAGCAAGAUUAAAAAGUAUCAAUCGUUUUUUCAUGUUAGACAAAUAAAUUUUAUUGCUUUCUUUAUUCCUUGCUAUGUUUUUUCAUAGAGAAAUUAUAGAUGAAUACUUAUUGGAUAACAAGGGUAUAAUAAUGUUCUUUCAUUUCCUGAAAAAAACAUGUAGUAUUCAACAGACCCGUGUAAUGAUUGAAAACAGAAAUUCAACUAAUUUAAUUGAAACAAUUUACUUCUAAUCGUGUGUUAUAAUGAAUAUUUUUACUUAUACACAGGGUUUGAAGUAGAUUAUUCUCAUAUAAUUGUAGUAAUGGGAUAUUAAUUUAAAGAUAACAUAGAUCGACGAUAUAUAAGAUACAUUGAUAGCUUAAAAUAGCAGUGUACAUUAUUUUAUAGGAAAAUAUAUUAAAAAUUAUUACCAAAGUGGAAUUAUUUAUAAUACCUGCCUUACACCUUAGAUCAGAAAUGAUAUAUAUACACACAUACGUACACAGGGCUUUGUGAUUUUUGUAUUAACACAAGUUACAACCUGUUAAUAAGUACUUCAUGCGUUGCCCAAAUUAUUUUAUUAGAUUAAACAGAGCAUAUUGAAUAUAAAUUUCAUUUCCACCUCCGAAUUUUGUUGAUGUAUCGAUAUAUCUUAUCAACGAGUUUAUACAUCCUGCAGAUGAAAAACGGAAAAGUAAAUAAUGAAAUAAUAAAGUCAGUAAUUGUAAGAGUUAUUUAAGUACACACCUUUUUCAUAUUAUUUAAAAACAUUCUUAACAAAUGUCACUGGUAUAAAGGAAUCAUCAAUAAUUAAAACGUAA
Messenger RNA from Nomia melanderi (Alkali bee), 3965 nucleotides. RefSeq names its product Protein phosphatase 4 regulatory subunit 2-related protein. Gene Ontology annotation, cellular component: cytoplasm; protein phosphatase 4 complex; nucleus. Gene Ontology annotation, molecular function: protein phosphatase regulator activity. Lineage: Eukaryota; Metazoa; Arthropoda; Insecta; Hymenoptera; Halictidae. The record is from RefSeq and is a predicted model, not a curated record.